Molecule: messenger RNA, 5515 nt
Organism: Siniperca chuatsi (mandarin fish)
Lineage: Eukaryota; Metazoa; Chordata; Actinopteri; Centrarchiformes; Sinipercidae
Product: phospholipid-transporting ATPase ID-like
Exons: 28
Coding region: 612-4202 (1196 amino acids)
Biological process (GO): phospholipid translocation; Golgi organization
Cellular component (GO): plasma membrane
Molecular function (GO): ATP hydrolysis activity; ATPase-coupled intramembrane lipid carrier activity; ATP binding
Source: RefSeq, a predicted model, not a curated record
CUUGCACCUAUGAAAGAGGCAAAAUGUGAAUUGGACUAAAGGAGCUGAUAUUGAAAAUGUCAGAGAGAGAAGUCCUCAUUUUGAGCAUGCGCACCAUCACAGGGUGUGUUACAUACCUGGCUGCUCAGAUCGAAACUAUAAUGUUGGCCCCGAUUGGCUGGAGCCAUUCACCUGUACUGUUGUUUUACUGGCCCUCCACUCCUGCCCCGUCUCACCAUCCAGGUCCAAAGAUCGCUGCAUUGUUUGCUCAAGCCCUGAGCUGUUAGGCGCCGGGGGAUCCCAGCUCUUCCUGCAUGAACCUGAAACCUCUGCAGUAGGCGCCUCUCUCACCACUACGCCACUUCACCUGUCGUCCGUCCUGUGUCUCUUUCAUCCAGCUGGAAGCCCCAGUCGAACCCCCUUCUCUGCCUGGGAAUCCAAACAGAGCACAGACGAGGACCUGGAUUUACUUUAUCUGAGGGAGAAUUGAAACUAGCUUUUUUUUCCCACUUUCUUUUUAUCUUUUUUUUUUUUGGCCCUGUGUUCCUGUGUCUAUGUGUGUGCAGGACUUAAAGGACCCAAGAAAUCCCAUUUUUGUUUGAGGUGUGAAAUAUGGAGAAACUGAGCUAAAGAUGGGGUCGGCAGUGUCAUACUUUGGCCAGUUGUGUGGAAAGGAGGAAAAAAAAGAGGAGGAGAGACACUUGCGAGCUAAUGACAGACCUUUCAACCUGUCUUACCACUAUGCUAACAAUGCCAUCAAGACCUCCAAAUACAACAUUUUCACCUUCCUGCCACGUAACCUCUUUGAGCAGUUCCGGAGGCUCGCCAAUGCCUACUUCCUCUUCCUCAUGGUCCUUCAGGUAAUACCACAAAUCUCCUCUCUCUCCUGGUUCACCACGGCUGUCCCUCUGAUUUUGGUGCUGUCCAUCACAGCAGUCAAAGACGCCAGCGAUGACAUAAACAGACACAAAAGCGACAAUCAAGUGAAUAACCGCAUCGUGAACGUCCUCAUCGAUGGAGAACUGAGAAAUGAAAAAUGGAUGAAUGUGCAAGUAGGAGACAUAAUCAAACUGGAGAAUAAUCAGUUUGUCACAGCGGACCUUAUGUUGCUGUCCAGCAGUGAGCCUCUCAAUCUGGUCUACGUAGAAACGGCUGAAUUAGAUGGUGAAACCAAUCUGAAGGUGAAACAGGCCCUGACCGUAACUGGAGAGAUGGGAGACAGCAUCCAUGCUCUGGCUAGCUUCAAUGGUGAAGUGCGAUGUGAGUCUCCCAAUAACCGUCUAGACAAGUUCAAAGGAACCAUGACUCUGAACGGACAAACCUACGCUUUGGACAAUGACAAGGUGCUGCUCAGAGGAUGUACUCUGAGAAACACUGAGUGGUGCUUCGGUCUGGUCAUCUUCGGAGGUCCCGACACCAAGCUGAUGCAGAACAGUGGAAAGACAACCUUCAAACGGACGAGCAUUGAUCACCUGAUGAAUGUCCUGGUGUUGUGUAUCUUUGGUUUCCUGGCGUUUAUGUGCUCCGUUCUGGCAAUUGGCAAUGCAAUCUGGGAGGUGAAGGAGGGUUCCGUGUUCACAGCCUUCCUCCCUCGUGACUCAGGGGUUGGUGCUGCUCUCUCAUCCUUCCUCUCCUUCUGGUCCUACGUCAUCGUCCUCAACACGGUGGUGCCCAUUUCUCUCUACGUCAGUGUGGAGAUCAUCCGUCUGGGGAACAGCUUCUUCAUAGAUUGGGACAGGAAGAUGUAUUACCCCAAGAAUGACACUCCUGCACAGGCGAGGACCACCACACUCAACGAGGAGCUGGGCCAGAUCAAAUACAUCUUCAGCGACAAGACCGGCACCCUGACGCAGAACAUCAUGACUUUCAACAAGUCCUCCAUCAAUGGGAAAGCUUACGGGGAGCUGUUUGACUUUGCUGGACAAAGGGUGGAAAUAACAGAGAAGACAGAUAGAGUGGACUUCUCCUGGAACCAGCUUGCUGAUCCAAAGUUCAUCUUUCACGACCACAGUCUGGUGGAGGCGGUGAGAGAAGGAAACCUGGAGGUUCAGGCCUUCUUCCGCUUGCUGGCUCUGUGCCACACCGUCAUGCCUGAGGAAAAGAAAGAGGGGGAGCUCCACUAUCAGGCUCAGUCUCCCGAUGAGGGCGCUCUGGUGACCGCAGCAAGAAACUUUGGGUUUGUGUUCCGCUCACGCACGCCAGAGACCAUCACGAUCGUGGAGAUGGGCAAACAAGUCACCUAUGAACUUCUCGCUGUUCUUGACUUUAAUAAUGUGCGCAAGAGAAUGUCAGUCAUAGUGCGUAGCCCCGAAGGCAAGUUGACUCUAUUCUGCAAAGGAGCAGACACCAUCAUCUUUGAAAGACUGCACCCGUCCUGUAACAAACUGAAGGAAGUUACCACCGGACACCUCAACGAGUAUGCAGGCGACGGCCUCCGUACGCUGGCUCUGGCCUACAAGGACUUGGAUGAGAGCUAUAUGGAGGAUUGGCAACAACGCCACCAUGAGGCCAGCACUGCCAUGGAGGGACGAGAGGAGAGACUGGAUGAACUUUAUGAAGAGAUAGAGAAAGACCUGCAGCUGUUGGGAGCAACAGCUGUGGAGGACAAGCUGCAGGACGGCGUGCCACAGACCAUAGAGCAACUGGCUAAAGCUGACAUCAAAAUCUGGGUGUUGACCGGGGAUAAACAGGAGACAGCGGAAAAUAUCGGCUAUUCCUGCAACAUGCUGAGAGAGGAGAUGAAGGAGAUUUUCAUUGUUACAGCCAAUACGGCUCAAGGAGUCAAAAAAGAGCUACAGAAUGCGAGAAGGAAAAUGUGUCCAGAAGCUGCGGAUGAGCCAUCUGUGAUCAAGGCUCGCGCAGGCCUGUUUUGUCUUGAGAAGACAGAGACUGUGCAGGAUGAGAAGGUGGAUGGAGAAUAUGGCCUAGUUAUAAAUGGACACAGUCUGGCCUUUGCGCUGGAGAGCAACUUGCAGCUGGAGCUGCUGAGGACAGCGUGUAUGUGUCAGACAGUGAUUUGCUGCAGGGUCACCCCUCUGCAGAAGGCCCAGGUGGUUCAGCUGGUCAAGAAAUACAAGCAGGCUGUCACUCUGGCCAUUGGGGAUGGGGCCAACGACGUCAGCAUGAUCAAGGCUGCUCAUAUCGGUGUUGGUAUCAGCGGUCAGGAGGGCAUGCAGGCGGUUCUCUCCAGCGACUACUCCUUCGCCCAGUUCCGUUACCUUCAGCGUCUCCUGCUGGUGCACGGUCGCUGGUCCUACCUACGCAUGUGCAAGUUCCUACAGUAUUUCUUUUACAAGAACUUCACCUUCACCUUUGUGCAUUUCUGGUACGCCUUCUUCUGCGGCUUCUCUGCACAGACUGUGUAUGAUGAGUGGUUCAUCACCUUGUAUAACCUGGUUUACACAGCUCUUCCUGUCCUCGGCAUGAGCCUCUUUGACCAGGAUGUGAAUGACCGCUGGAGUUUCCAGUAUCCUCAGCUCUACACCCCAGGCCAGCUGAACCUGUACUUCAAUAAGAAAGCCUUUGUGUACUGUAUGAUGCACAGCUGCUACAGCUCCCUCAUCCUCUUCUUCAUCCCAUGGGCCGCCAUGCAAGACACGGUCCGAGAUGACGGCAAAGACAUUGCCGACUAUCAGUCCUUUGCUUUAUUGGCACAGACCUGUCUGCUGGUUGUGAUGAACAUACAGCUGUGUCUGGACACCCAUUACUGGACAGCAGUGAACCAGUUUUUUGUUUGGGGCAGCCUGGCCGCUUACUUUGCCUUCACAUUCACCAUGUACAGCAACGGCAUGUUUCUCAUCUUCACCUCCUCUUUCCCCUUCAUCGGCACCGCACGAAACUCUCUGAGCCAGCCUAACGUGUGGCUGACCUUAUUCCUGACUUCCCUCCUCUGUAUUCUGCCUGUGGUGGCUUUCCGCUUCAUUCUCAUUCAGCUUCGGCCCACCAUCAACGACAAGAUGAGACAUAAGGUGCGGAAGGAGGCUCUGCCAGCUCCUGCACCACGCCGCCCACCUACCAGGCGUAUCAGCACCCGUCGGUCUGGCUACGCCUUCUCCCACACCCAGGGCUACGGUGCUCUGGUGACAUCUAAGAGGUUCCUGCUGAAACUACCCCUGAGGAGUCGACCGAUCCUGUUUACGCAAACAGACUCUCCUCUGGCUCAGAAUCAGCCACAGCACUAUCGCAGCAUCGCAGAGGGGCCGGAGGAGUCACAGAGCCCUUAGACAGGAGGUACGCAGGGACUAAACCGCUGCAGAGUGCAUUUUUAUUCUGGAGCCUAGCUCACACUCAUGAGAGGAUGCACAGGGUAAAGUUCACUACCUGGAUUGUUUCCAGGUCAAACCUUUACACUUAAAACUGAGUCUGACACGGAGAUGGACCUUUUUGUUAAACCACAAACAGCCGUUUUAUCUCUCUCGCCCGCCACCAGACUCCAUUGAAAAGACCAAUAAUUUUAUCUCACAGACCAUUGUUAAACACACUUCAAAUUCAUUCAAACUCAAACCUUAAUUCACCACAUUAGAUGAGAAAUUAACCAGCCGUUAUAUCACUCACUCAUGUGCACUAACAUGCAAGCGCGGCCGAGAUCUUUUUAAGUGUUCACUGUUUUAUACACUGUAAACAUACAGUACAAAAGCUGACUCAAAUUUCAGAAGUCAGCACAACCUUGAACUCACUAUCAAGGAGAGUUUUUAACAGUCCCUACUCACAGCUGCCAGCAGAGAUUUGACAGAAAAAUAAAAGUACAUCACCUCUCAAGCAUGAUUUAAUAUUGUGUGUGGUAAGCUUUGAGAAAUGGUCAGAAAAACAUUAUGCAGUUUGUAGUGAAUGGGCUAAAACAUGCAAAACCAGAAACUGCGAUGAGAUUAACUUUGUGUCAUGCACACUACAUUUUUUACAGUAUUCGUUGUGAUCUGUAUAGAGUUUUAGAAAGUUAAGUUAAAAAAACAUAAAUGUUGGCUCUAGCUGAUCUGGGGAAACUGGAUUACACUGCCUGCAACAUGAAGUUGCAUUUUGUACCUUUUAAUUUUUUUUUUGUUUUUCUUAAGUGAAUUUUAAAUACUCAGGGUGUCAUUCUGAGAAAGGAUAAAAGAGUGAUUUCAGUUGAAAUCUACAAUGAACCUCUUUUCACUCUGUUGUUUACAUAAUUAUUCACAUGAAGAUUUGGUUCACAAUGUUUUAUUUGUGUUCUGCUCUGUGUUCAUCUGUUUGUUUGUUUAUGAAGGGAUGUAUAACUUGUCCAAUUAGUACCACUUAGUCACAGUAUGUUCGAAGUACAGCCAGGGGUCAGUGCUGUCUUUGUAAUUGUAGAAAGAAAUGGUUUAAGUGUCAUAUGAGGGACAGUGCAAGGACCAGCAGACAGCACAUAUUACUCAUAAAGUCCCUUUUUUCAGUCCUACCACAUAUUUUGCCAAUGUCUUUCAUUUUAUUACAUUUUAUUUUGGGCUAUCGUUAAAGUUUCUGCAUCUGUAGAGAUCAUCUGUGACUAAAACAAAUAAUUAAUAAUAAUUAAUCAGUUAAAUAAUGAAUUGACUUU